Aspergillus calidoustus is the source of this 2343-nucleotide messenger RNA. Lineage: Eukaryota; Fungi; Ascomycota; Eurotiomycetes; Eurotiales; Aspergillaceae. The record is from the annotation of a GenBank genome assembly.
AUGGCGGAGGUCCACAACCAAACAUUGAGAUGGCCUGUCAGAGAUAUCAUCUUCGUUGCCACUAUCAGCCCCUUCAUGCUAGCAGCCUUUAUAGAAUGGGCUCUCUUUAUUGCUGCUUUUAUAUACUGUCUCGCCAAGGUGUACCAGAAAGCUGAUCACUGGAGCAUUAAAACCCUUGCUAUUGCCAUGAUGAUCAUAUUCUCUAUCUUGAGAGGCAUUUUUCUCCCCGUCAUGAUCACUACGCUCCCUCUCCCUUCCCAUAUCGCGCAGCGCUUCCCUCCCGUCAUGGUUUCAUUUCUUCAGUGGUUCGCGUUCUGGGCUUUUGCGGCGCUUCUGACCGUCCCGUGGCUCUUCUGCAUCUACAGAAUCGUCACCAACUCGAUAGGAAAGACGCAGAGAAUAAAGAAAGUUCUGGACGAUAAAACCGCGCCAAAAGUGGUCAUCAUAAUGCCCGUCUACAAAGAGACCCCGGAAGUGCUGAUCAAAGCUGUCGACUCGGUCGUGGACAGUGACUAUCCCGGGUGCUGCAUUCACGUUUUCCUGUCUUACGACGGCCAUUUCAUCGAUGAACCCUACCUUCAAGUGAUCAACCAUCUCGGCAUUCCCAUAUCGCUUCGAAACUACCCACAGAGCAUCGACGUGGCAUACAAGGGAGCAAGAAUCACUGUGUCUCGCUUCAAGCACGGCGGCAAGCGCCAUUGUCAGAAACAGACCUUCAGACUUAUCGACAAGGUAUAUGCGGAGUACCUCAAACAGCAUGACAACCUAUUUCUCCUAUUCAUCGACUCAGACUGCAUGCUUGAUCGACUUUGUCUGCAGAACUUUAUGUACGACAUGGAGUUGAAGCCAGGGAGUAAGCACAAUAUGUUGGCAAUGGCCGGCAUAAUCACAUCAACCACGGAGAGGAAUUCGCUUAUCACAGUACUACAAGACAUGGAAUAUAUGCAUGGACAGCUCUUUGAACGGUCUGUCGAGUCUGGCUGCGGAGCAGUUACCUGCCUUCCAGGUGCGCUGACUAUGCUGCGAUUCUCUGCUUUUCGCAAGAUGGCCAAGUACUACUUUGCAGAUAAAGCUGAACAAUGCGAGGAUCUGUUCGAUUACGGGAAGUGCUACCUGGGCGAAGAUCGCUGGCUGACCCACCUCUUUAUGAUCGGAGCGAGGAAGCGGUAUCAAAUUCAGAUGUGUACAACGGCAUUCUGCAAGACCGAAGCGGUGCAAACCUUCAGCAGUCUUCUCAAGCAACGGCGUCGAUGGUUUCUAGGCUACAUCACCAAUGAAGUUUGUAUGUUGACCGAUGUUCGGUUAUGGAGGCGAUAUCCCCUCCUCUGCUUGGUCCGCCUUUUGCAGAACACUAUCCGCACGACUGCACUUCUUUUCUUCAUUCUACUUAUAGCGAUCACCACCAGUUCUAGCAGGGUGGACGAUUUGCCUGUCGGCUUUGUCGUGAUAUCACUUGGUCUCAAUUACACCCUGAUGUUCUACUUUGGCCUGAAACUCAAGAGAUACAAAGCCUGGCUCUAUCCGCUGAUGUUCAUCAUGAACCCUUUUUUCAACUGGCUGUACAUGGUAUAUGGGAUAUUCACUGCGGGCCACCGCACAUGGGGAGGACCAAGAACUGAUGCUGCUAGAGCGGAUGAGCAUACUACUCCUGCACAAGCCGCGAGACAGGCUGAAGAACAAGGGGACGAACUCAACGUCGAAGUGGAGACAUUCCGAUCGGGUGUUGAAGGAAAAGGAGUGCCGGUCCGCCCACCGCGAAAGAUCACAGGGCGUUUCUCUGCGGAAGAGCCUAUGCCACCGAAAGGGUGUUUUGACACUCUUACCGACUCGGAAGCUGGUUUGACAAAGUUCUUGUCUCCCCUCCCAGAGAUUCCUCGUAUCGGCCUUCAUUCGCCAUGGUCAACAGAGUCAGUCCUAUCGUCUGAAUCCGGUUGGGAGUCAAUUGAUAUGCCGCACAACGUGGAGAGCUUGGUUAACGAAGAACGGCUGUAUCUCAGUCGUAAGGUACAGGAUCCCGUGGCUGCUCGCCUGAGCGUUGGGACGUCUUCCGAUGUUCAGAGUACGGACAAUACACAGUCACCGCGGACGAUCGUUGGCAUCGAUCGCACCAAGCCUGGGGACGACCAAGACAGCUUUAUAACGUCACAUAGCAGAGGUUCAGUGGCGGAUAGCGCUACUGAAACGGACGAGACAUCGCAGGGCCCUCAGACGCAAAGCUCAUAUGACUCAACAGAGCCUCUUACGGCCUUUCGGAGACUCUCAGAUAUCGGGGUUUCUCACCUGCAGCGUGUGAGCCAAACACCGAAGAUGGCGAAAUCACGGAAAAGGGGAACGGUGGCCUAG